UCCCAGAAGCCUCUGUUCUCUUUUCUUCCGCAUGCGGAAAUUUUCAGUCGCAUAAUCGGAGUUCUCGACAGUUUUUAAUCCAUUAUUGGUAAUAAUCAAUACUCAACGAAAUGGUUAAAGGUUUUCAACGCUUUGUUGAGAGCGGCCGCGUGGCUGUUGUGAGCGACGGACCGUACCAAGGAAGGCUCGUCACGAUCGUAGACAUCAUCGAUCAAAACCGGGUUUUGAUCGACGGCCCGGCUCACAACGUGCCACGCGUACAAUGUCGGUUGGCCGACCUCCAUCUAACGAAAUUUAGGCUCAGAUUUCCGCGGACCGGAUCAACAAAAGUUGUCCGGAAAGCGUGGGCAGAUGCCCAAAUCGAUGAGCAGUGGGGGAAUACGAUGUGGGCUCGCAAAGCCGAAGCCAAAAAAAAGCGGGCUGCGCUAAGCGAUUUUGAUAGAUUCAAAUUGAGGAAAGCGAAACAAGUCCGCAAUAAACUUCGAACAGCGGCUUUUUACGGACUUAAGAGGUUGGCCAAAAAAAGUAAAAAAUGUUAAUUUUUUAAAUAAAAUAAAGUCGAACAUUUAAAAAAA
Molecule: messenger RNA, 575 nt
Organism: Belonocnema kinseyi
Lineage: Eukaryota; Metazoa; Arthropoda; Insecta; Hymenoptera; Cynipidae
Gene: RpL14
Product: 60S ribosomal protein L14
Exons: 4
Coding region: 111-539 (142 amino acids)
Biological process (GO): ribosomal large subunit biogenesis; translation
Cellular component (GO): ribosome; cytosolic large ribosomal subunit
Molecular function (GO): structural constituent of ribosome; RNA binding
Source: RefSeq, a predicted model, not a curated record